This is a messenger RNA of Alnus glutinosa, 1947 nucleotides long. RefSeq lists its product as uncharacterized. The record is from RefSeq and is a predicted model, not a curated record. The transcript has 11 exons. Gene Ontology annotation, cellular component: chloroplast. Gene Ontology annotation, molecular function: GTP binding. NCBI's taxonomy places the organism in Eukaryota, Viridiplantae, Streptophyta, Magnoliopsida, Fagales, Betulaceae. The coding region runs from base 58 to 1947 and encodes 629 amino acids.
CCGCCAAACCUUUCCUUCCCAAAACGCGCUCUCUCUCACUCUCUCUCUCACACAGAAAUGCAAGCUCUGGAGCUUCUCUACACUCCCACUCUCUCCAAAACCCUUUCCAUCCUCUCGCCAAUCCCCAAACCCCUCUCUCCAUCCUUUCUUUCCCCUCCAUUUCUCCGCUCUCUAUCCCUCUCCCUCCCCAAACCCCGCCUUCUUUCCCACUGCGUUUCCCGCUUCCCCAACUCCAGUCAACAAGCAGAAAAGGCAUUCGACAAAGACGAGCUCGAAGAAGUUGGCGACGAAGAAGCUGAUGAAUCCGACGGCGAUGAUUUCUCGGCAAUCGAUGUCGACGCGCUCGAAGAAGAGGCCAGAGACGCGGCUCGCGAGUACUCGAGCUCGUUGUCGCGCGAAUUGAGAAUAGAGGACGAGGCAAGUGAUCGAAGCGAGAGCGGUGGGAAGCGGAGGAGCCGUAAAACUGUAACGACAAAUAUCCCUGACCAUCUUCUUCCGAGAGUUACAAUUGUUGGAAGGCCAAACGUUGGUAAAUCAGCAUUAUUUAAUCGUCUUGUGGGGGGGAACAAGGCAAUUGUGGUGGAUGAACCUGGGGUUACUAGGGAUCGCUUGUAUGGUAGAUCCUUUUGGGGAAUGCAUGAAUUUAUGGUGGUUGAUACUGGAGGUGUUCUCAAUAUUUCAAAGUCACAGUCUGAUGUUAUGGAAGACUUGGCCAUUACAACAACCAUUGGUAUGGAUGGGAUUCCAGUAGCCUUGAGGGAGGCAGCUGUUGCCAGGAUGCCCUCAAUGAUUGAGAAACAAGCUGCUUCGGCCGUGGAGGAAGCAUCUGUCAUAAUAUUCCUGGUUGAUGGACAGGCAGGUUUGACAGCAGCUGAUGAGGAAAUUGCAGACUGGCUAUGGAAGAAUUACUCAAAUAAGUGUGUUGUUCUUGCUGUUAACAAGUGUGAGUCUCCACGUAAAGGAAUCAUGCAAGCGUCAGAAUUUUGGUCCAUGGGGUUUUCACCACUCCCAAUAUCUGCUAUAUCUGGGACUGGAACCGGAGAACUUCUUGAUCUUGUUUGUUCAGGACUGAAAAAAAUUGAGGGUCCAGAGAAUCUUGAAGAAGAAGAAGAUUAUGUUCCUGCAAUUUCCAUUGUUGGCCGACCGAAUGUUGGUAAAAGUAGCAUCUUGAAUGCAAUGGUUGGAGAGGAUAGAACAAUUGUUAGCCCAAUCAGUGGUACCACUCGUGAUGCAAUUGAUACUGAAUUUACUGGACCAGGUGGCCAGAAGUUCCGGCUUAUUGAUACUGCUGGAAUCAGAAGAAGGGCAGUUGUAGCUUCAUCAGGUAGUUUGACGGAGGCUUUAUCUGUGAAUCGAGCAUUUCGUGCCAUACGUCGUUCUGAUGUUGUUGCUCUUGUCAUUGAGGCCUUGGCUUGUAUCACAGAACAGGAUUGCAGGAUUGCUGAAAGGAUUGAAGAAGAAGGGAAGGGGUGCCUGAUAGUCGUAAACAAAUGGGAUACCAUACCAAAUAAAAAUCAGCAGACUGCAACAUACUACGAGCAAGAUGUUAGAGAGAAGCUUCGUAUUCUUGAUUGGGCACCUAUUGUUUAUACAACUGCAACAGCUGGCGAAAGUGUUGAAAAGAUCAUUGUUGCUGCUAGUACAGUUGAAAAGGAGAGGUCAAGAAGACUUGGUACUUCCAUAUUAAAUCAAGUGGUACAAGAAGCUCUAGCUUUUAAAUCACCUCCAAGGACCCGAGGUGGCAAGAGAGGGCGUGUUUAUUACUGCACUCAGGCUGCCAUAAGGCCCCCCACAUUCGUUUUCUUUGUUAACGAUGCAAAACUUUUCCCUGAGACUUACCGGCGCUAUAUGGAGAAGCAACUGCGUAUAGAUGCAGGGUUUUAUGGUACUCCAAUUCGGCUUCUCUGGCGCAGCAGAAGAAAAAUGGAAAAAGACGAAGGUCAGUAG